CGUCCCUUCAGAUCUGUGAAGAGUUCAAUCUUAUUCAUCGCCUCGUCCGUGUCCAUUCUCAUACCGCCGCCAUCGACGAUUUCUCUCAUACUCACUGGGUUUGGUGAGGUGAUUGAAGUUCGUUCAUAGAGAAAGAUGUACAACGGAAUAGGGUUACAGACCGCGAGAGGAUCUGGGACUAACGGUUACGUUCAGACGAACAAGUUCUUCGUGAGGCCUAGGAACGGUGGUAAGCCCGUUAGUGGAGGAAAAGGGUUUGCGGAUGAUCAGGGAACCGCUGGUUUAUCCAAGAAACCCAACAAAGACAUCCUUGAGCAUGACCGUAAGCGCCAGAUUCAUCUCAAGCUUGCUGUGCUUGAAGACGAGCUUGCAGAUCAGGGCUUCUCUGAUGCCGAGAUUGCUGAGAAGCUUGAGGAAGCAAGGUUGAAGUUUGAAGCUGCUGCUGCCUCUGAGGAGAGUGAUGCGGUUGGUGAUUCGAAGAUCUCCGAUACACAGACUCAUCAGGUUGCUGCGAGGAAGGAGAAGCAGAUGGAAGCUUUUCGAGCUGCGCUUGGUUUGCGUGAUCAGGAGCCGGCUGAAGAAGGGAUCAUUGAGGAGGAGCCAACAGGGUUAGUGAAAGAGAGGCGGGAACAUUCGUUUUUGGACCGUGGUAGUGGGAGGAAGAGAGAUGAGGGUGUUGAGGUGAAAGAUGGCAAGGGUAAGGAAAACAAGAAGGAGCGUGGUGAUGAUGAUGUGGAUGAAGUGAAGCGUCACAAGAAGAAAGUGAGCAAGAAGAGAAGACAUGAUGAUGAUGAUGACUCAUCUGAGUCUGAUGGUAAGGGACGUGACCGCAGAAGGCGCUCUAAGAAGAAGGCUAAGGGGCGUAAACAAGAGAGUGACUCUAGCAGCUACGAUUCUGACUCUGACAGUGAUAGCGGAGAGAAGAGGAGAAGGAAGGUUACAAAGAAACGUGGUAGAAGCAGGAGAAGUGUCUCUUCUGAAUCUGAAGCUGAGAGUGACGACAGCCUGAAACUUCCGAAGUCACACAAAAAGAGUCGACCCACCAACCAAUCAGUUUCAAAAGAUUCAAUGGACAAACCUGAUGAAGGAAGAGGUGGGCGAAAGAGACAUGAUUCUGAUGUUAGCGAGCCUGAGUCUGAGGAUGAGAAACAACAACUGCGAAAGAGAGAAGAAGCUUACCGCAGUGGACAAAAGCCGAAAAGAGAUCAGGAAGACUUGGAGUCUGAUCAUCUUAAGGACAUGCAUAGAGGUGGCAAGAAAGCUGCAAGAGACUCUGAUGACAGUGAGGCCGAGUAUGGGAACAAUAGGAAACAGCUGCGCAGUAAGGUGGAAGUUUACAGUGGAGGAAUGAGCAAGAAGAGAGCUGAAGAAGAGAUCGUGUCCAAGCAUGAUUAUGAUAGGAAGCAAGUUGCAAGAGACUCUUCUGAUGACAGUGAGGCUGAGUAUGAAAAUAGGAGGAAGCUGAAGGAUGACAGUUACCAAAGAGGAAGGAAGCAGAUAAGAGAGGAGGACCACAGUCGCUAUGGAAGGGACAGGUAUAGAAGCGAUGAUGCUGGUCAGAGACGUGGAACUGUUAAGGAUGUUGAUGAUAGGUAUAGAGGUCAAGCCAGCGAGGAAGAGGAUGAAAAUGAUAGGGGUCGAUACAGACAGAGACGUGAAACGGUUAAGGAGGAUGAUACGGAGUACAAGCGUGGCAGGGAGAGGUACAGAGGCGAUAAGGAGGACAGGUAUAGAGAUGAUGUUGCUGCUGGAAAAAGACAUGUGACGGGUAAGGAAGACGAAGAUGAUGAAAGAGUUAGCAGGGAGCGUGAGUACUCAAACAAGGGUCGAAGUCAUUACGAUGGCCGAUCAAGCGGGAAGAGGUCGUCCUACGCUGAUAGAGAUUAAUGAUCUUUGUUUCAUAUGUAUGUUUUAAAGUUUCCCAAACAUUUUGUGUGUUUAUGGGCUUGUCGCAACGUAAGCCUUGUUUUGCUUGCAAACUAUCUCUUUCAGACUUUUA
Brassica oleracea var. oleracea is the source of this 1999-nucleotide messenger RNA. RefSeq names its product pre-mRNA-splicing factor cwc-21. Lineage: Eukaryota; Viridiplantae; Streptophyta; Magnoliopsida; Brassicales; Brassicaceae. The transcript has 2 exons. The record is from RefSeq and is a predicted model, not a curated record. Bases 136 to 1887 code for a protein of 583 amino acids.